Molecule: messenger RNA, 1506 nt
Organism: Rhinocladiella mackenziei CBS 650.93
Lineage: Eukaryota; Fungi; Ascomycota; Eurotiomycetes; Chaetothyriales; Herpotrichiellaceae
Exons: 11
Coding region: 1-1506 (501 amino acids)
Molecular function (GO): heme binding; monooxygenase activity; oxidoreductase activity, acting on paired donors, with incorporation or reduction of molecular oxygen
Source: RefSeq, a predicted model, not a curated record
AUGGCAUUCGUCGGGUCUGCCAGCGGGAUCCUUGUCCACCGUUCUUUGACAUUGGUGUGCGGGGUUUUGGCUAUCCUUUGCCUCUUUCUCCUUGCUACAUGUUUAUACAAUCUCUUUUUACACCCUUUGAAGAAAGUACCUGGCCCUCCGUUGGCAAGAGUAUCACGGCUUUGGAGCAGAAUUGGAAAUUUCCAGGGCCGCAAGUCCCAGAGAAUCCAUGACGCUCAUGUGAAAUAUGGCCCUGUCGUACGUGUUGGCCCGAAUGAGUUAUCGUUCUCAGACCCAGGGGCGGUGCGGGAUAUUUACACUUCGGACGUUUUUGUGAAGGAGGAGACCUUCUAUCGAGCGAAGCGGAUAUUCCGUGAAAAUCAUCUUUUCAGCUUCAGGGAUCCAGAAGCUCACAAACAACGACGCAAACUUCUAUCUCGGGGAUUUUCUCAGGCUGCGAUGUUGGAUUUUGAACCAAUCAUAUCCAACAAGAUUCAAGAGAUGUUGGAUCAGUGGGCCGUAUACUCCAAACAGGGACCGGUGAAUGUCUUCCCCUGGGCCCAUUGGCUUGGAUUUGACAUCGUGUAUAACUUGAUGUUCGACGAAGAUCCUGGCUCGAUCAAAGCUGGCCAACCUCACGAGGUCAUGCCGUACCUUCGUGCGUGGAGACCUACGUUCAUAUACAAAGAAUUCAUGCCUCAGCUGGAGCAAUGGGGGCCGUAUGUCCCGGGCCAUGUGGGGAGCUACUUCCGCGACGUCCAAGCGUGGAAAAGAUAUGCUGUUGGAAUCAUUCAGCAAUGUCGAAGAAGAGGGACAAACACCCCAUUUCUUCGAAGUGUCUUGGGAGGUGAAAAGGAUGCGUUCCUUGGACGAACCUUGACAGACUCCGAGCUCGCCGAAGAGUGCAUGGGCGGAAUGUUUGGAGGCAGCGGAACAACAGCAAACACCCUGGUAUACGUUUUGUGGGCCUGCUUACGGAAGCCAGAAGUUGUGGCCAAGCUCAGGACCGAAUUGAAAGAAGCAUUCCCAGAUACCCACACGGUACCCAAAUAUCGGGCUUGCAGCAGCCUGCCUUAUCUGCAAGCAGUGAUCUCAGAGACACUUCGUCGGUAUCCCACAAUCAUUGCAACACUACCACGGACGGCAAAGGAGGACACCAUGGUUCUGGGUAUGAAGAUCCCCAAAGGAACAAUUGUUGGCACCCAAAAUUACACCAUUCACCGUUAUGAGCCUGCUUUCCCAAACCCCGAGAAGUUUCAACCCGAGCGCUGGCUGGGAAAGGAAGGAGAACAACUCAGAAAAGAAGCCUGGACUCCGUUCUCGGUUGGACCACGGAAAUGCAUUGGGAUCAAUCUCGCUCAGAUGGAGCUGAGCAAAGUCGUGGCCGCAUUCUUCCUCCGAUUCGACGGUUCUACAGACGCAAGCAUGAAAGAAGAAGAGAUGAGGAUGUAUGACACCUUCAAUGCCGGACCUGCAGGGGCGAAGUUAUUACUCAAUCUGGUGGAGCUUCAACAGUGA